Molecule: messenger RNA, 1101 nt
Organism: Durusdinium trenchii
Lineage: Eukaryota; Dinophyceae; Suessiales; Symbiodiniaceae
Source: the annotation of a GenBank genome assembly
AUGCAGUUUAACAUGCAAAGAAGUGAAUUUAUAGCAUGUUUUAGCAAGGCAUCACCGGGUGGCCCUUUGAUGCCCUUUUUGCUGGCAUGCAUUUGGGCUUUUCUGGCUGGUGCAUCUGUUGCUCUUCAAGUCGGUGGCGGCGUCGUGCUCAAUGACACGACCUCGCCUCAACUGCCCCACUCUGCAUACGUGUUCGUUGGAUGUUUGGCGGUGGGCGCACUCUGGCUAAUGCUCUUACAACAACUGCAAGGUGGGGCGACUCCCAAGAGGCCCAAGUACAUUUGGUCCUGUUGCGGUGGGAUGCUAAUAGCCCCCGCGUUUGUUUGCACGCCAGCUGCUGCACUCUUAGGGACGCAGUUGACCUUGACGUUGUUGCUCCUGGGUAUGAUGUCCUCGGCUUUCCUUUUCGAUUGCCUGGCAUCCCGAAUCAGCAUCUCAAGAUACUUUUUGGCGGGCAUCAUCCUUUCACUGGGUGCGGUGGCAAUACAAUCAUUUGCUUCUGUCGGACAGGUGUCUGGAAACGAGAUCACUUGUGUGCUGUAUGCUUUAGGGGCAGUUGGAGCUGGCAUUUCCUACAGCCUGCAGGCCAAGAUGAACAAGCGUUUGGCACUUGAUUUGGGGUCAUCUGCUCGGUCUGCAGCGUUCUGUAACAUCACGGCGAUGAUUUGGGGUCUACCCACUUGUUUUGUGCUUGUCAAGGCUGAUGUGCCUCUGGAAUUUCGGGCCUCGGACUGGUGGAUUUGGCUACUAUGUGGUUUUCAAUCAGCCUUCUACACAUGUUCUUUGGCCGAGCUGCCAAAAAGCCUUGGGUAUUCUCCCACUUUCAUUCUGAUCACAGCAGGCAAAUUGAGUACAGCGGCUUUUGCUGACACGGUUGGCCUUUUUGCACCACCGUUGCCUGUGUCGUGGUGGAGAUAUGCCAGUGUUGUCAUGACCUUGCUGGGCGCAGCAUCCUUUGCGGUCAACCGCGCGGAGGCUGUCUUGGAGGAUCGUGUGCGCAGCAGCUCCACUCAUGUGGAAGAGGGUAAUGAUUCUUGUGACGAUCUUCAUGCCAGUCUAUCCAAUGUGUCUGAAUCUACGCGUACACCGACUGUUUCUUGA